UGAAUGGAGGUCAGUGGAGGGAUUGGCAGAGAGGGGUGGAGGACACUGAAUAGAGGCCGGUGGAGGGAUUGGCAGAGAGGGGUGGAGGACACUGAAUGGAGGUCGGUGGAGGGAUUGGCAGAGAGGGGUGGAGGACACUGAAUGGAGGUCGGUGGAAGGAUUGGCAGAGAGGGGUGGAGGACACUGAAUGGAGGCCAGUGGAGGGACUGGCAGAGGGGGGUGGAGGACACUGAGUGGAGGCCAGUGGAGGGAUUGGCAGAGAGGGGUGAAGGACACUGAGUGGAGGCCAGUGGAGGGAUUGGCAGGUGGGGUGGCAGAAGCGGAGCGGUUGGUGAGGUGGAUGAGUCUGGCCGCU
This is a messenger RNA of Staurois parvus, 355 nucleotides long. The record is from the annotation of a GenBank genome assembly. NCBI's taxonomy places the organism in Eukaryota, Metazoa, Chordata, Amphibia, Anura, Ranidae.